This is a messenger RNA of Pseudogymnoascus destructans, 2015 nucleotides long. RefSeq lists its product as uncharacterized. The transcript has 5 exons. Bases 837 to 1868 code for a protein of 343 amino acids. The record is from RefSeq and is a predicted model, not a curated record. Lineage: Eukaryota; Fungi; Ascomycota; Leotiomycetes; Thelebolales; Thelebolaceae.
UAUGCUAUAUGCUAAAGCCAGUGUACAUACUAUAGUCUUUCACGUGGACCAUUCGUAGAUCCUUCUUCUAAGCACCAUCUUCCUUCUCGCCGAUAAUCCUCUCACCAUCCUCGGUCGCCGCAAUUGUCUCGCUAAUAUGCACCGUGAGCUUCCUCACCGAGUGCCCCUUCAGGAUCACCAAGACCAUCAGCACAUCCACCGCCAGUACAAAAAUCGCACCCAUGCCCCACAUCCAGCCGACGCUCACCGCCAUCUGCCACUGGGUGAUGAUCAAGACGCUCAUGAGCGCGACGCUGGCCUCGACGGGCGUGCGCAGGAAGCACUCCACAAUGUAGUUGUAGCACACGGGCAGGACAAGCAGUGCAGCGAACCAAAUCAGGAAGCUCGCGAGCGCGAGAACCAUGGUGUGGAGGUGUAGCUGUAAACCCGCGCCGUAGAUCGCGACGACGGGGGGCAUGAGGUAGAUGGCGAGGGUGGAGGCUUGCAUGAUGGGCAGGCCGCGGGGGGCGAUUGUCCUAGUGAGUGUCGCGAUGGCGCGAUGGCCCGAUGCCCCAAUUUCCCGACAGGUUCCCGGAUAGAUGCAGCUCACAUGCACUCGAUAUAUCUACAGCAAACACUGUACAUCCAUGUCGAUCUACCAUCCCAUCGUUAGCCUGAUGGCAGAUCGAUCCUCUAAGACCAGUUCCCUCCCAAUGGAAUAUUACAAGACUAUUCCCAUCCCUUUGCAUGGCCGCCCCGGCCGCCAUCACUUUUAUGUCGACUGUGCCACGCUGCCGGGCCAAAAUCGAACGAUCAAAUCGUCCUAUUUGCCCUGACUGCCCUGACUGCCCGCCACAAUGGCGCCCAGUGAGAGGGGAUGGAAGAUGAUCAUUAUCGUCACGGUGCUGGUCGGUCUUGCCACAAUCGCUACCGUCCUACGCGUUUUCGCUAGGCUCAAGCGCCAGGUCACGAUUGACAUGGACGACUACCUCUGCUUUACGGCGCUGUUUCUCCUAUAUGGGAUGUUCGUGCAGUUGAUUUUCUGGUGUGCCAUCGGCGGUAACGGAACUCAUUUUUCAGAGCUCUCUCCUGAAACUCUCAUUAGAUUCAGCAAGAUCUUCAUCGCGAACCAAUUCACCUACUUCGCUCUCUGCCCCGUCCUCAAAAUCUCCAUCAUCUGCUUCUACCGUCGCAUUUUCCCGAACGCGACCUUCCGCCGCAUCUCCGCCCUCAUAAACUGGCUCAUCGGCCUCUGGGCCGCCGCCAUCUUCCUCACCUGCGCGCUCCAGUGCCGGCCCCUCCGCGGCUACUGGGACAAGUCCGUCGACGCCGUGUGCAUCGACGGCACCACGUUCUUCAUCGUCAACCAGACCUUCAACGUCAUCAUGGACUUUGUCAUCCUCGGCAUGCCCCUGCCCAUCAUCUGGCGCCUCAAGCGCUCAUGGCAGGAUAAGCUCGCGCUCAGCUGCGUCUUUGCCCUCGGCGGCUUUGUCUGCUUCGCUAGCGUCUACCGCAUCGUCGUCCUCUUCUACAUCGACCCCGCCGACACCACAUAUACCGUCUACCAAGCCAGCCUCUGGACGCACAUCGAGCCUUCCGUCGGCUUGAUCUGCGCCUGCCUCCCGACAAUCCGCGGCCUCUUCACCUUCUCGUCGUGGCGCGCGGGGACGCUCAGAUCACAGGGCCCAAAAUGUGUCGGUUACAGCACGAGCUCGAAGUCGCUUGGCACCCGUCGGAAGUCGGGGAGUCAGCUGGGGAACUCGGUGUAUAUUAAGAUGAAUGAGAGGGUGGAGAGGGAGGAGAAGGGUAUGGGGAUGGAUGAGGAGGAGAUUAGGGAUGGGAGAAUCAUUGUCAGGACGGAUAUCAAAAUUGUAAGAGGGGAGGAAUAGAGGUGUGUUGUGUAUAAAAAGGGUGUUUAUCUUAAUAGGUAGCAGCGUUAUAUAGACUACAGAGUUAUUGCAACUAGGUGUUGGUACAAUACAAUCUCUAUAGAAGGAUACGCUUAGAACCGAAAAUAUAAAUUCUUAUAGACAGGA